GUAUAUGGGUUAAAGAAGAAGACCAGAAAUGAAAACAUGAGCAAGAGUGAAAGCAUGAGAAUGAGAGAAGAAAAUAUUUUCUUAUGUUUCUGUUUCAGGGCGUGAAAAUGUCUUCCACCAAAGUGGGCUUUCGUCUGGCUGCCUGUUUACUAAACAUUUCAGAAGCCAGAAAAAAAGAUACUGUUGAGAAAAUAGCUAAAGUUGCUCUUUAUGAUGAUAAUGAUAAGAUACAUCCACAGUACUCAAUAUAUUUUUUUGAUUAUGAUUACCACAGAUCAGUCAUAAUCAUAGCAGCUACCAUUGAUAUGUUAGGUAAGAGGAUCUUCAUUGCUGCCUGCACUGAGGCUUUACAGCCAACUGAUAUGGCUAUCCAGGAAGGAAUCCAUCCUUGCCUUGGAGCAGUGGACCUAGUUCCUAUCUAUCCUCUUUUGAAUGUAGGCUUUGAGCCACUUUUCCACAUUCCUCCAAGUAAGUGGAAGCUGUUGGGAUUGAUGAAGAGCAAGGAUGAUAUUAUUCCUUAA
Messenger RNA from Chelonia mydas (Green sea turtle), 521 nucleotides. It is a transcript of the gene FTCDNL1, whose product is annotated as formiminotransferase cyclodeaminase N-terminal like. Gene Ontology annotation, molecular function: folic acid binding; transferase activity. The record is from RefSeq and is a predicted model, not a curated record. Lineage: Eukaryota; Metazoa; Chordata; Testudines; Cheloniidae.